Messenger RNA from Herpailurus yagouaroundi (jaguarundi), 2512 nucleotides. It is a transcript of the gene SLAMF6, whose product is annotated as SLAM family member 6. Bases 481 to 1653 code for a protein of 390 amino acids. The transcript is spliced from 8 exons. Gene Ontology annotation, cellular component: external side of plasma membrane; membrane. The record is from RefSeq and is a predicted model, not a curated record. NCBI's taxonomy places the organism in Eukaryota, Metazoa, Chordata, Mammalia, Carnivora, Felidae. Gene Ontology annotation, biological process: T cell activation; positive regulation of type II interferon production; T-helper 17 cell lineage commitment.
GCGAGAAUCGCCAAAACGUGUCGCAGAGUAAAGAAAGGUUGGAAAAUGGCACCAACAGUCUGGCUCGACCCAGGGUGGCCACAAAACCUCAGUUUGUAGAGAAACACGAUGUCUGUGAGGCUCAACAAGGCGGAGAGCAACAGAGCGAGGUAAGCCUGUAAUAUUGGCCUCGAAUGCCAUUCAUGCCACCGAAUGGGACGGUUACAACAGUGACUCUUGGGUCACCACACCACAGCCUGUCAUUUGGGCCAUUCCGCGCCCCCCCCCCCCAAACCCGCCGGCAAAAAAAAAGUCAAAAAAUGAAAAAAGGAACUAGACAGAAAAUGAAAAUUGCAACUCACGUCGCACACUUAAGAGCGUUGCACUCCACUCAGAGAAGAGUAAACAGAAUAGUAGGCAAAUGAGGGCUGUCGGUGCGCAGGAAGGCUUACCACACCUCCGAGAGGAAGGAGAAGUCCGGGUGAGAACCACUUUCAGUUGAUGACAGAAGCGCCAAGGGUGGACACCGGCUGCAGGAGGCCACCGGCUCCCGUCUGCCCCGCCGUCAUGCUCUGUCUGCUCCUGCCUCUCGCGUUGGUCUCCUGCCUCGGCCCAGGGAACACAGCUUCACAAGCCAGCUCAACCCCACUGAUGGUGAAUGGGACUCUGGGGGAGUCGGUAACUUUUCCCUUGAAGCUUCCUAUAUCUGAGGAUACUCAUUCCAUCACCUGGCUUUACAACGGAACAUCUAUAACCUUCAUACAACUAAGCGAUCCUUCAGAUCCCCAGAUCAUACUGACGAAUCCAAAAUGGAAAGACCGACUGCAAUUCACCAGGAACUACUCCUUACAGCUCAGCAACCUGACAAUGGCUGACGCAGGAUCUUACCAUGCCCAGAUAACCACACAAACCUCUACAGUGUUUUCCAGUUACAAGCUGAGGAUCUUCAGACCACUGAAGAACUUAGAAGUGGCCAACCACACUUGGCGAUCCGAGAAUGGGACCUGUGAGAUCCACCUGACCUGCUCUGUGGAGAAUAUGAGUGACGACAACCUAGUAAGGUGGGAGGUCGCAGGAAGCAUAUCUAUAAGAGAAGCCAACCUCACUCUGUCCUGGGACCCCAAGAACUCCAGCGAAGAGAAGUACACCUGCAUAGCUGAGAAUCCUGUCAGCCAACUGUCCUUCUCUGUUUCCACCCAGAGUCUCUGCAAAGAUUUUUUGAAUGAUGAAUCCAUUGGUAUCCUAUGGAUUGCACUUGUGACUAUCAUUUUGAUAUGUCCAGUCAUCGUGUUACUUGUUGUUUGGAGGAAGAAAUACUGUUUGUGCAAGAGAGGCAUCUUUCAUUUCUCUGCUCAGCAAACCCAGACUUCUGCAGAGAACAUGAAUAACUUAGAGUAUGUCUCCAUCUCUUCGGGGAACACCGUGUAUGCUCAUGUCACUCAUCCAAAGAGGCAAACAAGUAACCCAACGCCUACGAAAAGCACUGAUUCCUCCACAAUUUACUCCACGGUUCAUCAGUCCAAAGAGAGUAAGCCCAUUUCUCCCCGGACGACUGCCCUCGGCAACGUCAUCCAAGUGGCUGAGGGGUCUCAGCAGGAAUGCAGGAAGCACAUGGCUUCUCCCGACCCCUUGGGAGAGAACAAACACAGCGUGGUUUCUGCCUGGAGGACUUGAAUAUCUAGGAUCAUCGCUUCCAGUUCUGAGGACCGGAACCUGUUCGCCUCCGUCAAGUAUCGAAGGAAUGACAUCAUUUCCAACAUGGGACCCAAAUAACAUUUUCUAAUGUGCUCCGGGUCAAAACACGCCUCGGCGAACAAGCCUGGAUAUUGACUUUCUCUUUGGCAACGGAUGGGGUUGCGGUUGACGGGGACUGGUAAUUCAGAAGACAACGACUUCUCUCCUCGUAGAGAGCAGCAGGACUGCGAUUCGCUGGGAGAGAGUACCGUGUGUUACGUAUGUUGUCUCCGGAAUCGGACGGACCCAUCCCCAAACCCUCACGCAUCGUUUACUAGACAUACCUCCCGGGACCCGUGACGGAACCUCUUGAGCUCUGGUCUGCUAGACUGAAAAAUGGGGAUCAGCCUGUUAACUCAAACCAGGAACCGGAGUCAUCCUUGACUUCAGCUGUUUCGUCACCAGGCCCUUUGGACUCUACCUCCACACAUGUAUGUCAGAUCAACCCGCUUGUCUCCAAACCUUCAACCUCCAUCCUGUAUUAAUUAACCCACCAUCAUCUCCAACCUGGGCUACAACAGUAAACUCCAAACAAAUGUCCCCCAGGUUUGCUCUUAUCUCCCUCCGGUCCAUUCUCCACAAGACAGCCGGAGUAGUAUCUUUAAUAUAAAUCAGACCCUUCGCUUGUCUGCUUAAGAUGAACCCUGCGGGACUUCCCGGUCACUCAGAAAGAAACUGAGUCUCCGUGGCUCUGGAUGGCCUGGCGCCUCUACAACCUCGGCCGUCACCACUCACCCCUCUCUCUGAUUUGGCCUCUCUGAUUCUCUUUCAGCUCCUCGGAGGAGUUUGCUCACAUCUG